AUGGGACAAAAAAACUUUUCAGAACAACUUUUAGAGUUGGCAACAACAUUAGCCGCUCAACGCCUAGCUGCUGUCCAGGCCCAAUUUCAAGCUGCCGCUGCUGCUAUGUGGAUGGGAGCACCCCCAGGUCAAUCAAACAACAACGAACAACCACACCAACAACAAACAAUCCAAACAUCCCAACAACAACAACAUUUAAUAGCCAAACUUUUAGAACAUCAAAAACAAACAAAAACAACAAACAAAACAAAAACAGAAGAAACACAACAACAACAACAACAACAACAACAAAACAACACUAACGGAACGACAUUUAACCAACAGACAAAUUGCCAACAACAACAAUUUUUGCCAUUUGGUAGAGAAGAAAUGGCAGCAGCUUCAACAAUGUUGUUUGCCCAAAUACAACAACAACAACAAAAACAACAAUUAUUAUUUCAAUUAAAACAACAACAAAAUGAAAGAGAGGAAGAGGAGGAAAACAUUGAAGAAAAGGAGCAAGUUUUAAAUAAAAAUGGUAGUAGAAAAAAUUCUGUGAUUAAAAAAGUUGGAAAUAAUGAGAAAAUGAAGCAAAAUUAA
Meloidogyne enterolobii is the source of this 579-nucleotide messenger RNA. The record is from the annotation of a GenBank genome assembly. NCBI's taxonomy places the organism in Eukaryota, Metazoa, Nematoda, Chromadorea, Rhabditida, Meloidogynidae.